AGAACAAGAACACGACAAAGAACUGAAGAAAUUAUUGGAACACCUUGAGUGGUUGAAUGGUGUCACCAAAUUUAAUAUGGAACUUAAUAAUGGGUUCAACUGGACAACAAUCUUACUACGCACGGAUGGUUCUGUCAAUUUCCACAGAAAUUGGACCGAAUAUAAAAACGGGUUCGGCAAUCCACCGUAUGGAGAAUUUUUCAUUGGCCUCGAAAAAUUACAUAAACUAACUACAGCUGUUCCGGUCGUUGAAUUAAAGAUUAUUUUAAAAUCCUGGGAUGAUGAAGAACGUUACGCCAUCUAUGAUGGAUUUCAGAUUGGCAAUGAAACCGAAAAAUAUGAAUUGAAAUUUGUGGGUGAAUAUAGUGGAACAACUGAAGAUAAGCUGACAAAACAUUUGGGACUAAAAUUUAGUACCUUCGACGAAGAUAAUGAUACUGCCAGUUCUAAUUGUGCCCAAUCGUUUGAAGGUGGUUGGUGGUUCACGGAUUGCUAUUAUUGUCAUUUAACUGGACCCUAUCGACAAAAAGAAAAUGUUACCUUAAAUGGUGUUUCUUGGAAUAGUAUGAAGUGGAAGGGAAUGGAUUAUUCAUUUAAAUAUGCAGAGAUGUUAAUACGUCCCAAAAAUCCCUAUGAAGAUGAACAUCGUUUAAUUUUGUGGAAGAAUUUAUUUAUAAAAGUAAAUACGCUAUUGACGCAAACAGAACAACUAUAUGAAAAUUUCAACUGGACAACAAUUUUGCUGCGCAAAGAUGGAUCUGUAGAUUUCUAUAGAAAUUGGACGGAAUAUAAAAACGGGUUCGGCAAUUCGCCGCAUGGAGAAUUUUUCAUUGGCCUCGACAAAUUACAUAAACUUACCACAACGGUUCCAGACGUCGAAUUAAAAGUUAUUCUAAGAACAUGGGAUGAUGAGGAACGUUACGCCCUCUUCGACGGAUUUCAGAUUGGUAAUGAAACCGAAAAAUAUAAACUGAAAUUUGUGGGUGCUCAUAGUGGAAAUACUAAAGAUAUGCUGUCGCGUCACAUGGGACUUAAAUUUAGUACCUUUGACGAAGAUAAUGAUAUUACCGAUUUCAAUUGUGCCCAAUUCUGGAAAGCCAACAACUGGACCAUUUCGACUGGACCAUAUCGACAAAAAGAAAAUGCCAACUCAGCCGGGGUUGCCUGGAAUAGUGAGAACAGGAAGGGCAAGGAUUAUUCGUUUAAAUAUGCAGAGAUGUUAAUUCGCCCAAAACUGAAGAUUUAA
Musca vetustissima is the source of this 1246-nucleotide messenger RNA. Its product is annotated as ryncolin-1-like. The record is from RefSeq and is a predicted model, not a curated record. The annotation marks the transcript as partial. The transcript is spliced from 6 exons. NCBI's taxonomy places the organism in Eukaryota, Metazoa, Arthropoda, Insecta, Diptera, Muscidae.